Plasmodium cynomolgi strain B is the source of this 546-nucleotide messenger RNA. RefSeq lists its product as hypothetical. NCBI's taxonomy places the organism in Eukaryota, Apicomplexa, Aconoidasida, Haemosporida, Plasmodiidae. Bases 1 to 546 code for a protein of 181 amino acids. The transcript has a single exon. The record is from RefSeq and is a predicted model, not a curated record.
AUGAACAAAGAGCAGCAUAUCCUAUUUGACAGCUUCCCCUUGACAUUUCUGAGUGAGGAGGUAGACUACAGCAACUUCAAAGAUGAAGAGGAGAAGAACUACCGUGAAAAGAUUUCCAAAAUGACGGAGGAGUUGAAAUCACUUAGAAUGGAAAUCACAGAGAAGCAUUCCAUAAGGAGCAUGUUGGAAGAAAAAGUAGCCAUGUUACAAAAUGAGGAACAGAUUAAACAGAACAACCUCAAAUAUGUGCUAAAUUUUUGCGACAAGCAGAUGUAUGAGCGUGAAUUGGGGAGUUUUCAAAAUAAUUUAGAACAACUGAGGAAGCAGAUUCAAAAUAGUAACUGCAAAAUUAAGUUGCUUAUUGAAAAAGAAUUCAAGGUGAGGAAGCAGCUGCAACUGAGGUACAUGAAGCUCUACGACCUGCUCAACGAGCGCGUUCGCUACAUCCUGAGUGAUUACGUAAAACAUCGGAAGUGCGCCUGCGCGAUAUUUGCCUACCGCCAGGAGGGGAAGGACCAGGCGCGAGGGGGCAGCGCGGAGCAGUGA